Calypte anna (Anna's hummingbird) is the source of this 949-nucleotide messenger RNA. RefSeq names its product FGFR1OP N-terminal like (gene CEP20). Gene Ontology annotation, biological process: cilium assembly; microtubule anchoring. Lineage: Eukaryota; Metazoa; Chordata; Aves; Apodiformes; Trochilidae. The record is from RefSeq and is a predicted model, not a curated record. Gene Ontology annotation, molecular function: protein binding. The transcript has 5 exons. The coding region runs from base 79 to 606 and encodes 175 amino acids. Gene Ontology annotation, cellular component: ciliary basal body; centrosome; motile cilium.
UCCCUCCCCCCGCAUGCGCAGUGUCCGCCUGGCGCCACCGCGGUGCUUCAUCCGGGUCCUCGGGGCGGCGGUUGGGCCAUGGCGACGGUGGCGGAGCUGAAAGCAGUUUUAAAGGACACGCUGGAAAAAAGAGGUGCUCUUGGAGAAAUAAAAGCAUGGAUCAGAGCUGAAGUUUUUAAGGCACUGCAUGACGAGAGUGAACCACGGCCACAACUGUCUCAUGAAAAUUUCUUAAUCAAUGAACUAUUUCGUGAAUACCUGGAAUUUAACAACUAUAAAUACACAGCAUCUGUUUUAACUGCAGAAUCUGGCCAGCCUGAAGUGCCCUUGGACAGACAGUUUCUUGCCAGAGAGCUGAACAUAGCUGAAGAUGCAAAUGGAAAAUCAGUACCUCUCUUGUAUGGAAUUCUCUCUUCUCUCUUACACGGUGAUAAGGAAGAAAGUACCCAGAAUACCUUUCCAAAAUCAUCUUUGCUGAAUUAUCCAAAGCAGAACCUUGGCAAACCACCUACUGAGAGAAAUCAAAAAGAUAGAAUUCCAGAACCAGGAAGGAUGGCUGGCACAAGCACUGAAGAACCCCUUGUUUUACAAAAUAUACACAGAUGAUACAUUUCAUGUGCUAAUUUCUCAUGGGAAGUUCUGUAUGAGUUCAUUUAGGAAAUUAUUCUUUGUAUAAAUUUCCCAAUAUGUCCAAUGGGACCAUCUCAGCUUGUUAGAUAUACCCACGAGACAGGAUGAUGGGGUCAUACUUAUGGGCAGUAUCAAAAAUGUUUUAGCAAAGACUCUAUUCCUACAGUUCUAGUAGUGGGAAAACUGUACAUGAAAAGAGAUGAGUGAACUAAACAUACCAAAAUACUAAAAAUUUACCAGAAAACUUAUGAUUUCUGCACUUUCUGUACUAUAUUACAUCUCGUGUACCUUUCCUGUGGUUUUUUAGUAAAAUUUUCCA